ACCAGCAAUCCCAAAUCCCAAUCCUUCGUUUCCUCUAUCCAAAACCCUCCUUCCCCAAAACCCUAGGAGGUGGCCAUCGCCUUCUAGAUUGUCACUCUGAAUUCGCUUCCUUUCCUCUACCAUUUUGCCCUUAUGGCCUCCUCCAGGUUCUUCCACCUCAGCUCCGCCUUUCUCCGCUUACGCCGGAAGUCAAACCGAUUUGCCCUAUCUGCGCUGCCUCUCCCCCUUUCCCCGUCCCCCCCUCACCGUCUUUUUCACUCGGGACGAUUCCCUGCUCUUCAAAUUCGUCGGCUUCAGUUCUUCUUCUCCACCUCAGCGGCCGCUUUGGAUAGCGUAGAGGCGGCCACUUCUGCUCAUCCUUGGCCUGAAUGGGGCCAAUUCGUGGAAAAGAUAAGGAGCAAAGGAUACUUUGAGAUUGUCGCUUCCGAGGCUGUAGAUGAUGAAGGGGAGGCUUUAACUGUUUGUAGAACUCCUGCUUUGGGGGAUAAAGGGAUUGCCUUGGAUAUCAAUAGGCUGAAAAACGCUUGCCUUAAGUUUGCAAGAGAGAGAUUUGAUAUUUUGAGGUCUCUGCCUAAGGAAGACAUUAGAGCUAUUGUUGAGUGUGGAUGUCCCAAUAUUUUCAGAAAAUCUGUUAAUUCUGCAAAAAGGUUGAGAGCAUUUCUGAGGCUUGAUGAAGCGGAUGUAUGCUGUGCUUGCAAUCUUCGUGCAUCUUGUGAUAGAGCCUAUAAAACUGUGCAUGAAGAAGAAGGAGCUCGCACAGUGGAUAUUAUGCGUGUCUUAUUAAGCUAUGCUGUCAAUCCAGCUGCUCUUUUAGGUGGAGAGAAUUCUCCUGUGAAGGUUCAAGUUCAGGACUCUGCCCGCAAGCUUCUUUCAGAAUUUACUAAUUUAAGUGACACAAUCAUUGAUCCAGCACUUCCAAAGCCCAUUCUAAAUAUUAUUACUCAGAAGGAAGCAUCUAGUCAAUUAAAGACAACCACCAACAAAAAGAAGAAUACUCAAGAUGUUGAAAUGAAGAAGGGGGACUGGCUAUGCCCUAAUUGCAAUUUCCUCAAUUUUGCUCGGAAUGUUCGCUGUCUGGAGUGCAAAGUAGAUGGACCAAACAAAGUUGAUAGCGAUGCUAUGAAAAUGAAGCCAGGAGAUUGGAGCUGCCCAAAGUGCAACUUCAUGAAUUUCGCUCGCAACAGAAAGUGCUUCCGCUGUCUGGAAGAACGGCCCAAGAGAGAUCUAAACCCUGGAGAUUGGGAAUGCCCUGAAUGCGACUUCCUGAACUUCAGUAGAAACCAGGUCUGUCGGCGGUGUAACCGGGAUCGGCCCGGUGAGGGAGGCUCUGAAUCUAAAGAUCAUAUCUGGAGGAAACCAGGAAAUUCCAGAGAGAUCAAAGAUUUUAUGUUUGGGGAGAGUGAAGAAGAAAAGACUGACAGUGAGGAUGAUAUAGCCAGAGAAGAAGACCACGACGACAAUGAUGACGAUGUAUGGCCACACGCCCCUGCAAAAAGGAACCUCGCUUCUGCCAGAAAGAGAAAUAUCAUGAAGAAUGAUGGCUAAUGAGAAAUUAUUAUGUGUGGAGACUGGAUGCAGAACGUCGUUCAUAGAUCAACUAGAAUGCUCUGCGUUAGCGGUACUGAGUGGUACCGAGCCAUGAUACCAAGUGCCCGGGUAACGUGGCACAUUUUGGUUGGUCUUCGGAUGACGUUCGACGUCCGCACAAAAUAAUUAAUCUUGGCUAACAAUGCUGUGAUAUUUUUGAAAGCCUUCUCUUGUUAUCUGCUGAUUCAUGGGCGAAAGCUUUUGCAUCUUUGUUGCUGUGUUCAACCUUUACCUUUGCUUCUAUAGCAACAUUUUCAUGAUGAAUUGGUGAAUCUUUAUCAGAAUCAAUGAAGAUUUCCUUUUGCAUGAAUGUAAUGGCUGAAGCCCCAGAUGAUUAUUUUCCCUUGUGAUCAAAAUGAGCGAGAUUAAUGUAAUGUAUUUGCUGAUGUUUCUUA
Messenger RNA from Dendrobium catenatum, 1982 nucleotides. RefSeq names its product zinc finger protein VAR3, chloroplastic. Bases 133 to 1545 code for a protein of 470 amino acids. Lineage: Eukaryota; Viridiplantae; Streptophyta; Magnoliopsida; Asparagales; Orchidaceae. Gene Ontology annotation, cellular component: cytoplasm. The transcript has 6 exons. Gene Ontology annotation, molecular function: mRNA binding. The record is from RefSeq and is a predicted model, not a curated record.